AUGCGGUUGACCAGGAGACUGUUGGCCGUCGUUGCUUUCUUGGCCCUCAUUGUCGUCUUGGUCCGAUAUCGCCGGAGCGUCGAGCACACAAUCGAGGAGGCCAUCCAAGAAGUCUCGGCCGAGUGGAAGGCCGCCGACGAAGAGGCCAAAGCCAAGAAUCGCGAGCUGCCCCAAGUCAUCCUGCCAAUUGAAAAGUCCGACGAAGAGAAGAAGGCCUCCAUCGCACAGGCUGUCGAAGAGAAGGCCCACGGCGUCGACAAGCCCUCCUCCGACCCGGCUCCAGAUACGAAUCAGGCCGACGCGAAGCACUCGGUGGGAUCGCCGUCAGUUGGAGGCAGCAAGGGCGACCAUGAUACAAUACACCAGGCUAUUGGAGACACAAAAGACAUUGAGGCAUUCUGGGCGAAAUGGAGCCGUGCCAUCUAUGAAUCACGUCCAAAGGUGCCAAAGAUAGCCCUGGGCGGCCGCGCACACACACAAAAGCCCAAGGAAGGGCAGGUAUCACGGGAGCCAUACCGAGAUCACCUUCGCAAUGCUGAAGAGGACAUUGACAUCCUGCGUCUGUUGCACAGGAAGUUCGUCAGUGGGCUGGAGAAAGAGUUCGGGAAUCAUACAAUCGACGGCGAGCAACAAGAGAGGCAAUGGGAGGGCUCGGGCAUUUUCAAGGGAAAGGGAGUCGUCAUGGUUGGCGGAGGCGAGUACUUUGGCCCGGCCAUCAUUAGCAUUCACAUGCUGCGUCGUACGGGCAGCAAUCUCCCAGUUGAGGUCUUUGUGCCCGACGAGAGCGAGUACGAGGAGGCGCUGUGCAAGAAUUAUCUAAAGAAGUUGGGUGCCCAUUGUGUGGUGCUCUCACGCAUACUCGACAAGAGCAAGAUUAAGGUCAGCCAGAAGGACGACGCAGAGCUGAAGAUUACGCACUACCAGCUUAAGUCGCUGGCUCUACUGCUUUCCUCCUACUCCGAGGUGCUUCUCUUGGAUAGCGAUAGCAUCCCCGUCCUCGACCCUCUCCUCAACAUUUUCGAAACCGAACCUUACAAGUCGAAAGGCAUGGUUAUUUGGCCCGACUACUGGCGCUCGACCGAGAGCCCCAGAUAUUGGCAGAUAGCUGGCAAACCAGACUUUCCAUCAUUUCUGCCGGCGACGGCGAGUGAGGCCGGCCAGCUGGCUGUCAACAAGGCCACUCACCUGGCACCUCUUCUCCUGGCGACGUAUUACAACAUAUUUGGCCCCGACUACUAUUAUCCACUCUUGUCCCAGGGCGCGCUCGGACAAGGUGACAAGGAGACAUUCCUCGCAGCCGCGGUUGCCCUCAAUGCCACAUAUUAUAGGAUAAAGACACCAGCCGCAUCCCUCGGCCGACAUGACGGUCGUACGCAGAAGGGAACUGCAAUGGUGCAACAUCUUCCCUCGGACGACCUCAAACAUGAGUCCACGGGCCAUGAGUCCAUCCGCCCGAUGUUCCUGCAUUCCAACACGCCCAAAAUGAAUGCAGGCCACCUGGUCGAUGAGGGCGACCUUCUGGCAGCCGAUGGAGAAACGAGACUCCGAUUGCUGGGCUCGAAAGAUGAGCUGGUGAAGAGAUUCGGGUUCGACGUGGAGCAGAGUAUCUGGGACCUGAUGGUCCAAACGGGAUGCGAGCUUCAGGACAUCAUACAAGAGUGGAAGGGCAGGGAGAGGAUGUGUGAGAGGCUCACGGAACACUAUAAAAAGGUCUUUGGGCCAUGA
This is a messenger RNA of Diaporthe amygdali, 1725 nucleotides long. Its product is annotated as lpha-mannosyltransferase. The transcript has a single exon. The record is from RefSeq and is a predicted model, not a curated record. Lineage: Eukaryota; Fungi; Ascomycota; Sordariomycetes; Diaporthales; Diaporthaceae. Gene Ontology annotation, cellular component: Golgi apparatus. Bases 1 to 1725 code for a protein of 574 amino acids. Gene Ontology annotation, biological process: mannan biosynthetic process. Gene Ontology annotation, molecular function: alpha-1,2-mannosyltransferase activity.